UUUUGAGCAUAAACUAACAUACAUAAAAAUUGAUCAGUUCUGAGUAAUGAUACUUAUGCCCAUAUAAAUAAAAUAUUUUGAAAGAUAUUUCGGAGAAAUGAUGAAUGAUGACAUCAUGCUCAUUAAAAGAAAAUGUUUAUUGAACAAAGCGGGUUGGUUAUAAAAGACGUGCGUCUGAAAUAUGUUGCCAGAUGACAAGCGAAGACGAGAACCAAAACCCCACCAGAGACUGAGACGGGGAAUUCUAUUGAACGAUAAUAUUCUAUCAAAAUGUUUCCAGAAAAGAUUCUGAGCGAAAAGAAAGAGGCUCCGGGUGUCAUAGUGACGCAGAUGUCCCCCGAGGCGACAGUGUCGACAUCUAAGAGUGGACUGACAAAGAAACAUGUACUGAUUGCCAUAACAACUGUGCUGGUUACACUUCUGAUCGUUGGUGGAAUUGUAGCUGUUACUCAUGAGAUGAAAGAACGCGACGUAGAAUUCAUUAAGAGCUUCAAAUUCAGAGAUACAAAUGGGAAAGACAACGAGGAAACGGUGAAUGUUAACAUAAAGGAAAGCACCACAGAAAUGAAAGUAACUACUGAAGGAGAAGAUGACUUCUCGCUACUCAAUGAUUUUAAGAAAGGCAUUACCGUCUUCAAGAUGACGAUAGAUGGCGAGCCUAGAUGUGCAGUGACACCUAUGAACAAGACGGCGACUCUUUCCCCUGAAACAUUAGAGGCCUACUUGGAAACUCAUCCACACCCUGAAAUGGUUGAUGAGAGAAGCGUUAGUCAUGUAAAAUACGAGAUGGCCGAGGAGAAGAUCGAGGACACUGAUUUCCUUGGAUUCCGUAUCAACGCAAUGUGUGAGGGACAUGACAUCUAUUGGUUGUACCCAAAAACGGAGGACGAAGAAAUGAAAAAUGUCACAUCACAAGUUGGACGGGAGAAACGAGCUGCAGGCUGGCCUGCUCGCCUCUGUGGACAAGCCAUGGUUCAUUAUUUCGGUAUUUCUCGAAGCCAGUACCUGUGCAGAAAAUAUGCUGCGCUCCGAAACACGUGCCGUGUUGAUUGUUGCAGCCGGAUCUACUCGAGAGGAAUGUGGCAGGCUGGAAGGUGGGUUCUGAACUGGUUUGGAGUUCGACCUUGUGUCACUUUCAGUCGUUACAGAUGUACCAAUUGCCUCAUAUAAGUGCAGUGACAUGGACUCGUGGAACAAUAGGGGACUAUGGCUUUUAGUUUUAAUUACAUCUUUGACUUCUAAGGUGUUUAUAACAGUUGGAACUAAUGUACAUAUACUAACCUUGUCACACCACUAUUAAUGACAUGGACACGAUUGACGCUCUCCAAACACUGAUUGGUACAUUUAAUGUUCGACUUGUAUAUUCAUGAAGUAUUAUGUUAAAACGUGUUUAAAACAA
This is a messenger RNA of Owenia fusiformis, 1399 nucleotides long. NCBI's taxonomy places the organism in Eukaryota, Metazoa, Annelida, Polychaeta, Sabellida, Oweniidae. The record is from the annotation of a GenBank genome assembly.